Molecule: messenger RNA, 1100 nt
Organism: Vespa crabro (European hornet)
Lineage: Eukaryota; Metazoa; Arthropoda; Insecta; Hymenoptera; Vespidae
Gene: bou
Product: U-scoloptoxin(05)-Sm1a
Exons: 4
Coding region: 288-854 (188 amino acids)
Biological process (GO): sleep; regulation of synaptic transmission, cholinergic; positive regulation of voltage-gated potassium channel activity
Source: RefSeq, a predicted model, not a curated record
UUUUCUAUGAUCUGAAAUUUAUGUAAUAAUAGAAAUUAUGCAAGUAAUGUCACGUCAUGUUAAAGAAAUAUGUAAAAUUAUAGUAAAUAUCAAAAAAUCGUAGAAAAUUCAUUUUGUUUUUAACGAGUAGAUAUGCGUCAUCAAAUCAGAUCGGCAACAUUCGGUUAAAUUCGGAAUUACUCGGAUAAUAAUCCAAUAAAAUGAUUCGUGUAUAUGUAGUUAGUAGUACUCGUAGGUAACUUGUGCGUUUUUCGACCGUGUAAAGUAUAAGAUAAAAUCGUAUUGAAAUGACUAUUAAAGAUAUUACGAAGAUGCUUACGAUACUCGUGAUUUUUUUAAUCUACGUUGGAACAGUCCACAGUAUUCGAUGUUACCAAUGCACCAGCACAAACAACACACAUCCUUUUCAAUGCAACGAGUUCCUCACGAAUGACAUUGACAUAGAGCCAGAGUCUUGCGAUGCCAUUUUCGGAGCACAAUACUGUGUAAAACACAUUGGCCGAUUUGAGGCCCUGGAAUGUUACCAAUGUACAUCCGCGGACGAAUGGCAAUGCUCGGAUGGUGAAUUAAUUAAAGAUUCUCUACAACCAAUAAACUGCAGUCACAUUUACAAAGCGCAUUAUUGCGUCAAAACUAUUGGACGAUAUGGAGGUGGAGUUGGUACAAAAAGAUUUUGCUCAACUUCGCACUUGGGAAAUUACUGCAACUAUGUGCUUCAGCCGGGAGAUAAACUAACAUAUCGAACGUGCAUCUACACCUGUAAUAGCGAUGGAUGCAAUUCUGUAUCUACUUUAAGGUCUACAGUCAGUGUUUCCAUUAUAUUACUUCUUUUACUCACCCUAUUUUAUAGAUGAAGACUCAGCAUCGUUAAUAAAAACAAUCAUAUUCAUAUAUCAAAUUUCAUGACAAUAUAUUACUUAUAUUUUACUAUUUGGAAAAUGAGUAUAGUUUACAUAUAUAAACAUUUUGGUUGUAUUAUCAAUAUUUCGUGCAUGAUAAUUAUUCUGUUUCUUUAACAUUUAUUUGUCAACAAACUUUAAUUAAAUAAUCUAUGCAUUUUGAUACUUUACUUUUAAUAAAUGUGUAAUCUUAAACUCUAA